Molecule: messenger RNA, 1851 nt
Organism: Danio aesculapii
Lineage: Eukaryota; Metazoa; Chordata; Actinopteri; Cypriniformes; Danionidae
Gene: decr2
Product: 2,4-dienoyl CoA reductase 2, peroxisomal
Exons: 10
Coding region: 126-1031 (301 amino acids)
Biological process (GO): fatty acid catabolic process
Molecular function (GO): 2,4-dienoyl-CoA reductase (NADPH) activity
Source: RefSeq, a predicted model, not a curated record
UUGACGUCACGCAUCUCGCCAGGUACAGAAGUCCAUUGUACAGAAUGAAAACAACUGUUGCAUAAACUUCGUCAAAUAAACGGAGGCUGGUCGUUUUUGCAGGCAGAUUCACAUUCAGGUUUAUAAUGGCAGAGAAACCUCAGUUAGUCAAUAAUUUACCUGAGGAUGUUGAGACUGAUGAGUGUAUGAACAAAUACACGCACAUCUACAGCCCUGAUCUGCUCAGUGAUCAGGUAGCCUUUAUAACGGGUGGAGGGUCAGGUAUUGGAUUUCGGAUAGCAGAAGUUCUGAUGAGGCAUGGCUGUGACACGGUCAUCGCUAGCCGAAAUUUGGAAAAGAUCUCUCAGGCAGCAGAGAAGUUAACCAGCACCACAGGCAGGCGAUGUUUGCCAAUCGCUAUGGAUGUUCGUCAACCAGAGACAAUUUUGGCUGCUGUGGAUGAGACCUUGAAGACAUUUGGACGAGUUGACAUUCUUAUUAACAAUGCUGCAGGUAAUUUCUUGUGUCCGGCUACAUCUUUGUCAUUUAACGCUUUUAAGACCGUCAUGGAGAUCGACACCAUGGGAACUUUCAACACAAGUAAAGUCAUCUAUGACAAAUGGUUCAAGGAUCAUGGCGGCUCCAUUGUCAACAUUUCCGCCACUUUGGGGUACAGAGGUCAGGCUCUCCAGGUGCAUGCUGGGUCGGCAAAGGCUGCAAACGAUGCCAUGACGAGGCAUUUGGCGGUGGAAUGGGGCCCCAGUGGUGUGAGGGUGAACACUGUGGCUCCAGGGCCCAUCUCUGGCACUGAGGGAUACCGCAGACUGGGUGGCUCACAUGCUGAGACCGCAGGUGCUUUCCACAGCAUCCCGUUACAAAGAGCUGGAAACAAGACGGAGAUGGCGCACGCGGUUUUAUUCCUGGCCAGCCGCGCCUCCUCGUACGUCACUGGCUCUGUAUUGGUCGCAGACGGAGGGGCGUGGCUUACUUCAGCUAAUGACGUGGAGCGGCUGCUGGGUUUUUGGAUGGCAGAAAAAAGAAAGGAUAAAUAGCAAGAGAAUUAAACUGCAAUGGACCUGCUGAAGUACAUUUGUAUGAUAAUUUUUGAAACGUGGAUUAUCCUUCACCGCAUAAUCAAUGAGAAAAAGUGAUGAUGAUCUACUUAAAAGCUCAUUUUUAAUACAAACAUAUGGUAUUUUUACACUUUCUUAUUAUAAAUAAGCACAAUAUCACCCAAAAGUUUUAAUACUGCUUAAUAAAUGCUUUUUAAAAUAAUUUAUUCUUGGCAAAACAUAAUAGUGUCAAGAAAAGUUCGUUUUCAUUUGUUUUCCACUGUUAUGGUAGUCAGGAUAACUUUCUUUUGACUCAUUACUUUAAUGAAUGACCCCAUCCCCCCCCAUUAGAUUAUGAGGUGAAAUAUGACUUGAACAUAUAUUAGAACAGAUGGUUAUAACCCUUGUGUCUUCUUGGCUGUUGUUGGACAUUUCUAGCAUGUUUAUCCAGAAAGCUUUAGCAACUGUAUUACAUUAAAAUAUUCACUUAUAGCAGCACUAAUAUAAAUAAACUUUUAACACUACAUAAAUUAGUGCUGUUUCCUAAAUUUGAACUAUUUUAUAUUCACAGAUUGUGCUCCAUGAAGACAUUUGGUCAAUUUUCUACAGUACAUAUAUCAAAACUCUUUUAUUAUUAUUAUUAUUAUUAUUAUUAUUCAUAUUCAUUGAACUCCUGACACUUUAAAGGAGAUUUUCUUAGAUUUUAGAUCAUUUUGAACUCCAGAUAUGUAUUUUUGUUUUCAAACAAAAGUGCAAACAUUUGUAUUUGUAUAGUAUUUUCCAUAACAGUUUUCAUAAUAAACCUUUUAAUAAUUACCUA